This is a messenger RNA of Iphiclides podalirius (scarce swallowtail), 1779 nucleotides long. Lineage: Eukaryota; Metazoa; Arthropoda; Insecta; Lepidoptera; Papilionidae. The record is from the annotation of a GenBank genome assembly.
AUGUGCAAUUGUAAAGGACUUCAAACCAGCGCUAGAAAAGUAAAAGAGAAACGGUGUAUGGCGCGGGCGUUAUAUGACAAUAUUGCCGAAUCACCGGACGAGCUGGCGUUUAGGCGCGGCGACCUUCUUACAGUGCUGGAGCAGAAUACUGGUGGCAGCGAGGGCUGGUGGCUAUGCUCCCUACGAGGGCGCCAGGGAAUAUGCCCCGGCAACCGGCUGCGCAUUGUGGCGGGAGUUUUCGACGGCAGCACUGCGAUGCAGAGGCGGCGCACGCGCACCCCCGCGCCCAUUGCCCACCAGCCAAUGCCCGCACAGCAAUCGCCCGCGUUUACAAAAAUCGAAGAGUGUUCGCACUACGACGUGCCGCGCGCGCCUCUUCCCGUGACGAGAGGCACGUACGACUGCCCAAGGCCUCUCGGCGAUUGGUACGACGCACCCCGCGCCCCCCGGCCCGCCAGCGCUGACUCGGCAUGUAGCGGCACCGGCUCGCUCACCUCUGCCACCUCCAGCGCCUCUGCGAACUCCGCGGGCUCGGCGCACUCCGCGGCCUCUGCUGCCUCCGCCGCCUCCGCCUCUAGCACUUACGACGUGCCACGUUCGCGCGCUCUACCUCUGCCGUGCGACGCUGCUUUAGAGGCCUUAGAGCGACUACAGGAGGAGGCGUCGGCGGCCGUGUCGCGGCUGCUGUCGCACGUGUCGCCCGGCUGGCGGCGGCGGGGCGCGCUGCGGCCGCGCGUGCUCGACGUGCGCGUGGCGGGCGCCCGCCUGCGCGCCGCCCUCCACGACCUGGCCGUGUUCGCCGACGCGACGCUCGCGAACGCGCACGAUGCGCAAGACAAAGGUAUCGCGGUGAAGCUGCGGCCGCUGGUGAAGGCGCUGAAGGACGCCGAGCGGAUCACGCACGAGGCGACGAGCGCGCUGGACGCGGGCGACUGGGCGCCGGAGCGGCUGGAGCGGGAGCGAGAGCCCACUGACGGCUCGCAGGACGCGCUCGACCAGCUGGUGGCGUGCGCGCGCUCCCUCACCGAGGACGUCAGGCGCGCCGCAUCGUUCAUACACGGCAACGCCUCGCUGCUGUUCAGGCGGUCCGCGGCGCCGGGCCACGAGUGGACGGAGGAGUACGACUACGUGAGGCUGGAGUCGCGCGCCGCGGUCGGGCGGCGGAACGCGGAGAUCCGCGCCGCGCUGCCGGACAAGCUGCGCGCCUCCUUCGACGCGCUCGUCCGCGACGCUGACCACGCCGGCGAGGUAAGCGCUGUGGCCGCGGCGACAAGGCUGCCGCCCGACGACCGGCAGCUAGCGGCCUUCUACGCGGCGCAAACGGCCACCUACGGCGCGCACCUGGCCACGGCCGUGGAGGCCUUCCUCAGGACCAUAGAGAUGGGCCAACCGCCGGACGUGUUCCUCGCGCACGGCAAGUUCGUCGUGUUGAGCGCGCACAGGAUAGUCCACGUCGGGGACACCGUGCACAGGAGCGCUCAGCACGCCAGUCUCAAAGCGAAGGCGUUGCGCUGCUCAGACGCGCUGUCGGACGCGCUGGCGGUCACCGUCGCGAAGACGAAGGCGGCCGCGCAACAGUUCCCCUGCGCGAGCGCCGUCGCCGAGAUGGCGGAGGCGGCGCGGGAGCUCGCCGCCCGCGCUCAAGAAUUGCGCCGGGCGUUGGUACGCGCGACCGAGCCCCCCUCCGCCGCCCCCGCGACCCCCACCGCCGCAGUGGCCCCCUCCGCGCCCGCAACGCCGCUCACGCCAAUCGCGCCCGCACUGCCCGCAUUGCAUAUA